Messenger RNA from Cygnus olor (mute swan), 2731 nucleotides. It is a transcript of the gene LRIF1, whose product is annotated as ligand dependent nuclear receptor interacting factor 1. Lineage: Eukaryota; Metazoa; Chordata; Aves; Anseriformes; Anatidae. Gene Ontology annotation, molecular function: nuclear retinoic acid receptor binding. Gene Ontology annotation, biological process: regulation of DNA-templated transcription. The record is from RefSeq and is a predicted model, not a curated record.
GCGCAGCGCCCCGGCCCGCCCCUGCCUCCCACCGGCGCCGAUCGUUGGCCGCCGCCCGCCGCCGCCGCCGCCGCCAUGUCCCGCCGCCCGGUGGGGGCCCCGCGGAGCCGAGAGGAGCGGCCGGGCAGCGCCGCGCAGUUCAUUGCAGGCUGUAUGUACCGAGUAGUUCAGACGACGGGACCAGAUGGAAAAAACCUUCUGAAAUUACUUCCAAUUUCUAAAUCUUCUGGAAACUUUGUGCCAAUAGUUCAGUCUUCAGCCAUGUCAAAUAAUCCUAAAGGGAACAUUUCUAGUCCGGUUCAUCUUACUUUUAAGACACAGCUUGCCAAUACUACUGCACCUUCAUCUGUUAAGAUACCUGUUUUUCAGUCUCCUAAUCCUGGAAAGAUAAUUCUUACAAGGACAUUAGACAAACAGGAAAGCGUUAGAGCAGGUUCUGAAACAGAAAGCUUAACUGCAAAAUCAGCUGCUAACAUCCAGAGCAGUUGUGUUUCGGCUGAUAGACUGUCUUUGCAGAACAUUGCUGUAACAAGUUCAUCUAACCAGAGUAACACUGCAUACAUGUUGGUAAACACAAAGAGUCUUCCCGCUACUAUGAAGUCUCCAGUACUGCCCUCUGACCACCACCUCCAGAUACCAGCUGAUGCAGAAGUGAAAUCUGUCCCAGCUUCUUUUUUACCGCCUGCAAUACAGCAAAAAAUACUUGCAGCUGCAGCAACAAAUGUGUCUGGAGGAGCUGACAGUACGAAAACGCCAACUGUUAUUUACGUGUCACCCGUGAACGCAGUGAAAACAGUACUUCCCAAGCAGUUGCGAACCAUUUGCCCCAAAGCCACCACAGACGUUUCAAAAACGUUAAUAAUGACCGCUACACAAACGGCAAAUUGUUCUUCUCCUGAGACGGUAACACCUGAUGAUCAGCAGUGCCAGCAAACACCAAUGAAGUGGAUUGUGCAAGAAAGUCCGCAGUUAUCAGCGCCUUGCCUUAUUCCUGUAAAGUCAUCGAACAACGUGGCUUCUAAGAUCUUGAAAACUUUGUCAGAUAUGAAGAAUGUAGAAGUUAACUCUGCGAAUAUUUUACCGCUCUGUUCUAGUGGUCCUGGUGGAAGCCAAACAAAAAUCACACCUCUUAAAGAUAAUGCUCUGGUCAUGUACAGUGGGAAAGUCUAUUUGUUGACCAAAAGAGGUUCUGACGUUCUGUCAGCCCACGUUGACAAACAAGCAUCUUCCUCUUCUGAUGCUUCACUUAAAAAGGAGGCAUCCAAGCUAAUUGCUUCUACUGAAGUCACUAAAAUAACCAAUAAAGUGGUGAAUCUGGUAUUGUCAAAAAGCAAAGGAAUGGUGCUGUCUCAGAAAGAUCCAAAAAUGUGUACAAAUGCAGAAGUUUCUCCACUGGCUGGUUUAAGAAAUGACUUAAAAUCCGCACCUGCAGCUCUGGUGACACCAAGCAUUAAGGAGCACAGUUCCGCUGUAAUCCAGGGAAAGAGUUUGCCCCUGACCAAGAGCAUUUCAAGUGGAGUGACCCCUAUUACAGCAGUAGGGACACAGGAAAAUAUAUGCCAAGGUGGCAAAGAAACGAUUCAUUCCCCCAGAGCAGCAAGUGCUGUUUUACCUCAGUCUAAACAAGAGUGUGCUUUCAGUGAAGACUGGCAAAAGGUCCAGCGUGAAAAGAUGGAUUCACAGGGAAAAGUUAAUCAAAUCAAACACCAAGAGAAGCCACACUGGAAACAAUACUUGGAAUUAAGGAGAAAAUUUGGUCUCUCCAAGGAGGAGAGAGUCUACCUUAAGAGAAUACCAUUGAUAACCUCCAGUGAGAAACCAGAUGAAAGGGUGUGUUCCAGUAACAGCUUGAAAACGAGAAAUGACUCUUGCAGUUCAUCAUCAUUAGAUGUGACAAUAACAAAUCAACAUCAGGAAUGUGUUAAAGAGGAAAAGAUAAUUGUGGAUCUGGAAGAUUCAUCUAAGAAAAGAAAAAUAAAAUCCCCAUUGGUGUCAGACAGUGGAAAGAGAAGGAAGACAUCAGUCAAAUCAACCACAAGUUCAAAUUCAGAAGAUACUGGCCCGAGUUCCAUCCUACUUAACAGAAGUGCUUCUCCUCCACCAGUCUUACUGCAGCAAACUACUUCCACGGACUUUGUUACAUCCUCUGUAGGGAGGGACUCCGAGCAAGAGACAUGCUCUCAAAAUAGUGAUGUUAUAGACUCUCAUAUUCCAGUUUUAGUGUCUUGUGAAGAUCAUACUUCAGUUUUUGAAGGCUCUUUCAGAGAUGAUGCUUUCCCUUUGACUCCGCCAGACUUGGAUGAAACAAUCCGGGAUGAAAAGAUAAAACGACUUAAACAGCUCUUAAGAGAACGAGAAGCAGCACUUGAAGAGAUGCAGAAAAAUGCAGCAAACCUGAAAUACCGAAGGUGGUGAUCUGGACCAUAUGCAUCUUCAUUUCAGUGAUUUCAAGAAGAAAUAGUGUUUAAAUAAACAUGAAUAUUUCUGGUAGACAGAGGAUCCUUUAAGAUUUCUUUAAAAAAAUUCUUUAAAAAUUUACUAUAUAUAUUUAGUAAAGUACAGGGUUCCUGUUAAAGACGAGAAAUAAAAGACUUGGACAUCAUAUUCUGCUUCUGGGACAUGUACACAAAUGGAAGAAUGCAGAAGAGAGGUGUUUUUAUUAUUUUUAGUAUAUUCUCUGUAUUUUGAAUUAAAGGGGUUUCUGUAUUAGCCCUAGAGAAUAAACUUUCCC